AUGGUUAGGAAAAUCCUCCGAGCUCUUACUUCAUAUUGGGAGAAGAAGACUACCGCGAUAGAGGAAGCCAACGACCUCUCCACAUUGACAGUAGAAAAUUUGAUAGGGAAUUUGAUGGCAUACGAGGUGCAACUUGAAGAUCGGAAAAAGGAUAAUGAAGAUAAGAACAAGAAGGUUCUUGCUUUCCAAGCAUCUACCGAUGAUGAGGAUUCUGAUGACGAAGAAAAGUUUGAAAUAAUCACACGCAAAUUCAGAAAAUUCUUGAAGAAAGAUUCAGAUUCAAGUGUUUCUGAGAUGGAAGGAUCCAUUAGCAGUGGGGAGGUGUGGUCAACACUUUCAGAGGAUUGGGAGAUCAGCUCUGAGGAGGCUGACCCAGAGGAGAUGUUUGGGGAGAGAGUGGAUUACUCCCCGAUUGGCCAUCACACCCGUGGGCGAUUGGCAAAGAGGGACGAGGAGGACGACCCGAUAGAGGAAGAUUCCGAGGAGGAGGACCCGAUAGAGGAGGAUCCCGAGGAGGAGGACCCGAUAGAGGAGGAUUCCGAGGAGAAGGACCCGAUAGAGGAGGACGCUAAGGAGGAGGACCCGAUAGAGGAGGAUCCCGAGGAGGAUGACCCAGAGGAGGACCCGGAGGACCCUAUGGGCGAUGAGGAGUCCAUGGAGUAG
Asparagus officinalis (garden asparagus) is the source of this 663-nucleotide messenger RNA. Its product is annotated as glutamic acid-rich protein-like. The transcript is spliced from 2 exons. The record is from RefSeq and is a predicted model, not a curated record. Lineage: Eukaryota; Viridiplantae; Streptophyta; Magnoliopsida; Asparagales; Asparagaceae. The coding region runs from base 1 to 663 and encodes 220 amino acids.